This is a messenger RNA of Dentiscutata heterogama, 733 nucleotides long. Lineage: Eukaryota; Fungi; Glomeromycota; Glomeromycetes; Diversisporales; Gigasporaceae. The record is from the annotation of a GenBank genome assembly.
AAACUUGAACAAAAACGACUAGAGCACGAGCGCCAACGAAACGAACAACGUAAAAGAUUUGAAGCACAGAUGAAAAUUCUUGAGCUUCAACAACUUAAAGAAGAGCAAGAUUUGCUCGAAAAACAUCAUGCGGGAGGUUGCUCAUCUGUCCAAAGUGCUAGCGCACCAAAUACUCCACCUUCUUUGACAUCAAAUGACUCUCAUUCACGAUCCGAUACUAUGCCUAAAAUUCAGUCUUCAAUGGAUACAAGCAUGUCUCAUCCUAACCAAUUUAAUUCAGCCCAUUCCGAAUCGCCUCAUAAUAUUCAACAGCGAUCAAAUAUAUCAUCUCGUUCUGUUCCAAAUUCGCGUCGUAAUUCAAAUGAAACCCCAGAAAAACUAUCAUGGCCUGACAUAGGGAAAUUAAAUAUUGAUUCAAAAGACGAAAAUUCUGAGAACGUUGAAAAAGAUUUCAUACGAGCAUCUAUUGGAAAAAGUACUUCGAACUUGCAUAAAAAUUCGGUUCGAUUGUCUGAUGCUACAUCAGUUAACGCACCAAAUAAUGAUGCAUCACUUUUCCCUCAAUUUAAUGGAAAUUUUUUACUCGAUGAUGAUGGUGAAACUUCUGAGACAGGUUUGAAUGCAAAUCCGUCAUUAGCGUCAUCAUCAUACGUUCGUAGGUACCUUCAAAUGCACACCGAUGAUGACAAAUUUCCGAUAUUGGUUCGUCGCGAUAGUUAUCCUGGCAUGGUUA